AUGCUUCAGGAAGGUGCACACGGUAAAUGGACAGUAUCCAGCAGUGAUGAAAGUGCUGAUGAAAAUUCUGACCGUGAAAAACCAUCUACGUCUUCACUAUCAGCUGCUGCAUGUGAUAAAACAAAUGGGCCACAGUAUCCGUGCUCUGAAGCUAGGAAAGCUGCUCACAAGAGAAAAGCUUCUCCCCUGAAGUUCACUGAUAAAAGUUCUACAGAAGUACGUCCAGCAGUAAAACAGAUAGUUAGCCAAGAAGGCUUAGGCUGGUGUCUUUCUAGUAGUGACGAAGAGCCUGAAGAUGAGCAAAAGCAGGCUCUCAAAGGGACACUGAAAGAAGAAAAGUGUGAUGCCCCCAAAGAACAUCCUCUGAAUCUUUGCAAAGAAGAGAAUCUCUCAGAGAAUCAGAAAGCAGAAGAGUAUAAUGAAACACCCAGUGAAGCCCAAGACGCCUGGGAUUUAUUGAAUGGAGGGAACCCUUUCAGGUUUUUUCUCACUAAAGUCAGUGGAAUUCAACAGACCUAUAAUUCUGGAGCCCUACACAUAAAAGAUAUUUUGUCUCCUCUUUUUGGAACUCUCAUAUCUUCUGCCCAGUUUAACUACUGUAUAGAUGUGGGAUGGCUUGUAAGACAGUAUCCUCAGGAAUUCAGGAAGAAGCCAUUGCUGAUAGUUCAUGGCGAAAAGAGAGAAUCCAAAGCUGAACUGCUUGCACAAGCACGGCCUUAUGAGAACAUUAGCUUUUGUCAGGCUAAACUGGAUAUUGCAUUUGGAACUCACCAUACGAAAAUGAUGCUGCUGUUAUACGAAGAAGGUCUUCGAGUUGUGAUACAUACAUCCAAUCUUAUUGCUGAAGAUUGGCACCAGAAAACCCAGGGAAUAUGGCUAAGCCCUUUAUAUCCAAGGCUAACUAAAGGAGCAACUGGUUCUUCUGGUGAAUCUGAAACUAAUUUUAAAUCAGACCUAAUAAGUUACUUGAUGUCUUACAAUUCUCCUACACUCAAGGAAUGGAUAGAUCUGAUUCAAGACCAUGAUUUAUCAGAGACAAGAGUGUAUCUGCUUGGCUCUACCCCUGGACGAUAUCAAGGCAGUGAUAAGGAAAAGUGGGGUCAUCUUCGACUCAGAAAGCUUUUGAGGGACCAUGCUUUGCCAAUACCAGCUCAGGAAUCCUGGCCUCUUGUUGGACAGUUCUCAAGCAUUGGUUCAAUGGGAGCUGAUGGGUCCAAAUGGCUGUGCUCGGAGUUCCAGGAAAGCCUGGUGGCUGCAGGCAACAGUGUGAAAACUUUCCUUAAAUGUGAUGUUCCACUCCAUUUGGUUUAUCCUACUGUGAACAAUGUGAGGCAAAGUCUGGAAGGCUAUCCUGCUGGUGGCUCACUUCCGUACAGCGUGCAGACAGCACAGAAACAGCUGUGGCUGCAUUCCUAUUUCCACCAAUGGUCAGCAGAAGUCUCAGGUCGAACUCAUGCUAUGCCUCACAUUAAGACAUACAUGAGACUCUCUCCUGACUUCCAGAAGAUUGCAUGGUUCUUAGUAACAAG
This is a messenger RNA of Acanthisitta chloris (rifleman), 1529 nucleotides long. It is a transcript of the gene TDP1, whose product is annotated as tyrosyl-DNA phosphodiesterase 1. Gene Ontology annotation, cellular component: nucleus. The annotation marks the transcript as partial. Gene Ontology annotation, molecular function: double-stranded DNA binding; single-stranded DNA binding; 3'-tyrosyl-DNA phosphodiesterase activity. The record is from RefSeq and is a predicted model, not a curated record. The transcript is spliced from 12 exons. Gene Ontology annotation, biological process: double-strand break repair; single strand break repair. NCBI's taxonomy places the organism in Eukaryota, Metazoa, Chordata, Aves, Passeriformes, Acanthisittidae.